This is a messenger RNA of Closterium sp. NIES-67, 786 nucleotides long. NCBI's taxonomy places the organism in Eukaryota, Viridiplantae, Streptophyta, Zygnematophyceae, Desmidiales, Closteriaceae. The record is from the annotation of a GenBank genome assembly.
CACAUCCAGGAGAGUAGCAGCUGCCGCCUCCGCAGCCAAAACCCCGCUGCACCUGCCGGUGCUGCAGAUGGAGCACCACGAGGUGACGUUGGAUCUGCUCCACACGCACUUCAUCUUCACCAUCCCCUCCGACGCCGCCGCCUCCUUCGCCACACCCAUCAUCUCGCUGCAGCAGCAGCAGCAGCAGAUGCAUGAGCGGCCGCACCCGCUGGCCAUGGGGGCGGAGACGGAGCGGGGCGAGUGGUCCAUGCCCAUCACGGUGCACGCGCCCCUGCCCAAGAUCACACGUGGAGGUAGCGAAGCAUUCCUUCUGAAAUUGAGCGAGGAGGAGAGAAGCGGAGAGGGGAGGAGCGAAGAGGAGAGGAGCAAAGAGGGGAGGAGCGAAGAGGGGAGGAGCGAAGAGGAGAGGAGAGAAGAGGAGAGGAGCGGAGAGGGGAGGAGCGAAGAGGGGAGAAGCGAAGAGGGGAGGAGCGAAGAGGAGAGGAGCGGAGAGGAGAGGAGCGGAGAGGAGAGGAGCGGAGAGGGGAGGAGCGAAGAGGUGAGGAGUGGAGAGGGGAGGAGUGAAGAGGGGAGGAGUGAAGAGGGGAGGAGCGGAGAGGGGAGGAGCGAAGAGGGGAGGAGCAAAGAGGGGAGGAGCGAAGAGGAGAGGAGAGAAGAGGAGAGGAGCGAAGAGGAGAGGAGCGAAGAGGGGAGGAGCGAAGAGGGGAGGAGCGAAGAGGAGAGGAGCGAAGAGGAGAGGAGCGAGGAGGAGAGGAGCUGAGAGGGGAGGAGCGGAGAGGGGAGGAG